AAGGAGAGCCAUAUAAGCUGAGCAGCCAGACACUGGAGCAGCAGACACACACCUGUCAGCCUUGCCCACAGGAGCAGCAGCCAGCAGGGACCUACACACCCAACCCGUGCCCUUUGGAAUAACUUUACUGCACCUGAGAAAACCCCACGAUGGCUCUGCCUCUCCACACACUGCUGGGUCUCUCCGUCACACUCUGUGUUUGUCUGCGGGAAGGGUCUGGUCUCCCGUUGUCAGGACAGGCGGAGCUCAGUGCUGUGUCCACCCUUCGCCAUGGCAACGCUGGGCAGCACCGCGUUCGAUCCAAACGCUGCUCCUGCAACAACCAGCAGGACUCAGAGUGCCACUACUUCUGUCACCUGGACAUCAUCUGGGUGAACACGCCCAGUAAGAUGACCGUAUAUGGGCUGGGCAGUCCCCUCUCUCGCCGGCGCCGCUCUACUGGUCGUUGUGCUUGUGCCAGUGCUGAUGACCUCACCUGCAGCUCCUUCUGCCACAACAGCUCCCAGAAUUCCGCCCUGGUGCUGGUGAACCCCUCGCCCCCGUCCCAGCGCCCCCCGAACGGGAAGACCUCUGACCUGCUGGCCUCCCUCCGGUCCGCGGUCCGAGCCAACCAGCUGGUGGUUGAGCUGGGCGUGCCCCCCCGGAAGAGGCGGUCCUGGACCCACGGGCCGCGGAACAGAUAGAGGGCUGGAGGGGGGACGCCGUCAGCUGUGCGUGAGCACCUGAACAAAGGGGGGGGGCAGACCCCCCCGGAGCCCGACCGGGCCAACCGAGCAAACCAAGAACCGGGGAGACCGGACUGUACAGGAGGGGGGGGCCCUCACCUCCGCCACUCGCCCCCCCCAGCUUCACCCCCCCCCACACUCACUGGCCAUCAAGAGACCGGAUCUGUGACUAUUACUGGGGGGUCCCACCACUGACCCAAAACCAAAAGUCCAAAACGGGUUCCCAUCCUGCCAUUUCCGUGUGGAGAACAUGACUGAGAGGCAGAGCUUCCAGAUCCUUCUGUGGGACUGGACCAGACUGUCCGUGCGUGCGCCCCACACUCACGGAAAAUGGGGGGUGGGAGGGUGGGGGUGGUUACGCCACCCAGAGUGAGCGUUUAACUCAAAUGAGGGGGCAGCAAAAAGGCCCCCCUCCCUGGAGGCGAGGAAGCUCGCGGAAGAAGCGUGAUGCUGAAGCGUUACUGCUUCCUGGAGCCAAAAUGGCGCCCUUUAGCCUGCGCUACGCCACUAAUUGCAGCCUUACCAAAGCAGAUCACUGCUGACAUCAGUAAAAAAGGCUAAUUAAUAACAUCAGUUUGAUAUUUUAUUCCUCAGAGACUGGGAUAUCUUACCCAGAAGAGAGCAAAACAUAUCAGGAUUUUUUUUUGGAAUGUUUAUUUAUUUCAUAAAUGAGCACUUUGCUUACAGUAGUCAUAUCUCAGUGCUGUGUAACUGGUGUUCUGCUCAGCUCUGUUUUCACCCAAACUGCUGGUGAAUCAGAGAACCGAGAGGCUGAGUAAUCUGCUGGGAGUGUCAGUCUGACGCAGUCUGGUUAGGGUUAGGGUUAGGGUUAGUCUGACGCAGUGUGGUUGGCGUUCUUUGAGCUGCAGGGGGCCUUGGGCUGUGUUUAAUGAGGCGUCAAACACCUGCACCUGACCCCCCCCCCCCCCCGCUCAGCUGGUGGUGCAGGUGGAGACCAGGUGCAGUCAUCACACCUGUUAACUUUUACAACGGCAUGACUGCCUUUCGAAAAGCCAAUUCAGCAGUGGAAUCCCAAAAGAAUGCACCAAUUACAGCGCCUAAUUAACCUGCCAGGUGUACCGCACCUGGGAGACGCUGGAUUCCAGCAGGCCUCACCCCGCGGAGCUGAGCCCCGUGACCCCGGUCACCGUGGCGAUUGUGAGAUAUGUUUUCCUCGACGUUCUCGACUCCGCCCUGCUGGCUGAUAUCUCCCUUGGCACCGAAACCGGGCCGCGCCCUUUGUGUCCAUAGAAACGUUCCGUGAGUUGCUUUUCAUUGUCCCGAACGGCAACAGCCCUUUCAAUGCCGCACGCCGUGCCAACAGGCUUUAAUUGUUCAGUUGGUUUUUUUUUCUUUCCUUUUUUUAAUUGUUCAGACACAUGGAAAAGCAGCGCUCUAAUUACUGCAGAGAGAAGCAGACACACUGGCCUUGGGGCUUCAGCUGCUGUUAAGAACACCCACCGCUCACUUGUGGAAUGUUCUUUGUGUGUUGAGUGUGUGUGUGUGUUUGUGUAUAUGUGUGUGUGUGUAUGUGUGUAUGUGUGUGCAUGUGUGUGUUUGUGUGACAUGUGUGUGUGUGUGUAUGUGUAUAUGUGUGUGUGUGUAUGUGUGUGUGUGUGUGUGUUUGUGUAUAUGUGUGUGUGUGUUUGUGUGAUAUAUGUGUAUGUGUGUGCAUGUGUGUGUUUGUGUGUGUUUGUGUGUGUUUGUGUGUUUGUGUGUGCAUGUGUGUGUUUGUGUGAUAUAUGCUUUCACAUGAAAUGAAGUUUUAUUUUAUUUUUUUGCUGUUUAUGAUUUUCAAUGGGACCUCAGAGUCUGUCAGUGUAUUUAUGCUGCAGUCAUUUAUUUAAUCUUUUUUCCAAAUCUGUCUGUGUGUGGAAAGGCUGGUCUGUUGUUUAUUUAAACUUUUCUGUUAUCAAUGGAAAGAAGGCUUAUCCUAUAAAUCAAGAACAUCACCUGAAAACACAACCUGUGUCAACCUUGACCUGAAUGCAAACAGUGUGCCAUUUCCUGAUCUCAGUGCUGAAGAAGUCCUUCCCAUUAUUUAUUUAAUUUAUACAGGGCAUUUGUACUUGGCCUGUUUAUAUAUAAAAUAAUGUUAUUUUAUUGAAUGAAUAAAAAUUUAUGAAAGGUUG
Messenger RNA from Anguilla rostrata (American eel), 2857 nucleotides. RefSeq names its product endothelin-2-like. Gene Ontology annotation, biological process: regulation of systemic arterial blood pressure by endothelin; vein smooth muscle contraction; regulation of vasoconstriction. Bases 150 to 683 code for a protein of 177 amino acids. NCBI's taxonomy places the organism in Eukaryota, Metazoa, Chordata, Actinopteri, Anguilliformes, Anguillidae. Gene Ontology annotation, cellular component: extracellular region. The transcript is spliced from 5 exons. The record is from RefSeq and is a predicted model, not a curated record. Gene Ontology annotation, molecular function: hormone activity; endothelin B receptor binding.